AUGGGUGAGCAGAUGCCUGGGCCAGCCAGAAGGGACUUAGGGGACGGUGGCCAGAGCCCCAAACUGAAGCUGGCUUAUUUCCAGUUGGUCCAGGCACAACAUCUAGCCUAUUUGAGGAAAUCACGAGUUGUGGUCCAAGAGAUGGGUGCUGGAGGGGAUAUGAUUGCUGUCAGAAGCAUCCUUGACACUGACAGGUUUCACUGGUUCUUUCUGGUGUGCGGGAGGAGAAGUUUCUGGGGAUGCCAGUACUGCAGGGCAGACCUCAUCCUAGAGGGCUUACUGGAGAGAGAGGAGGGUAAAGGGCUGUUUGAUAAGCUGGAUUCUGGGCUCUAAGGUCAAAAGGCUGAGUUCUAAGUUCUGGACAUGGUAGACUCAAAGGGCAUGUUGACAGUGAAAUUAUCCAAAGAAAUCACAAUUGCAGGGGCCUUCCAUGGGUCCCACAAGCAGAGAAUCAAGACAUUGGAGACCUGGAUACCCGAGUUGAAGAGAAAACUACCUAUUUUGUUGCAACCAAUCUGGAAAGCGAGAGCAGACCUACAUCUGGUGACAGAGACUCUGGAGACAGCAAGGAAGGAAACCCUGAAAACUGAAUGGCAAUCUAUGUUGUGGAGCCUGAUGAGUGCAAGCUUACAUAUUUGUUUCUUGGGUAACACAAAAUCCUUUCCAGAAGAGGAAGAUGGUUCAUCUUCCCCUACAGGGAAAUCCUUGGGUUUGGAGGAUUUCAGAAACAUGAAGGAGAAGGUGCAGGACAUGGUGAGAGGCUUCUAGGAUCUGACUGAGGAGGAAUAAAAAGAUGUGCUAAGCUGCCUCACUAAGCACCUCAACAAGGAUGGGCAGCAACAGAAUCUAGAACAAAUAGUGUCUGAGGUCCCAAUCUCUGGUGACCUACACAUGGAGGUCAGUAGGUCCUCUUGUAAGUAAAAUAGCCUUUUUAGUGCUGCUGGGAUCUCGGUAAAAGCAUGUACAGAAUCCAUUCUGGAUGUCCUGGAUGCCUUGAUUGAGAUGUCUGAGGAGCAGCCUCUUGUGGCUGAGGCCCUGGUGAAGGGGACCCUGUCUCUGUUGAGAGGCCAGGUGGAGUCUGUCCUGGAGCAGAACUGUGGUGAGCAGUCCCUUGACAUGGGUUGUGACCCUGAGGCAAGACUUCUCCGUGCCCUCUAUGUUGCUGUUUCCGUCCUGCUGCAGUUGGGUGAGAAGCCGACGUCAGUGUCUUCCUAACUCUGUGUUAGCUCUUAAACCAUUCUGGGUGCUCCCCUCCCAGGCCAUCCUCCUUCUGUACCCCAAUCACUAGAAUGAUGUCUUUAUAACAAACAGCUGACUUUUCUUUGAUACAUCCCAUUCCAUACAUGAUAAUGCCCCCAAAUCAGCCUGCAUUAUAUGCAUGGACUUCUAAGAGUGGCAGAUUGGUCAUAUUUUCUCUCCUUCUUGAAAUCUCACUAAAUUAAAGCAAUAGAACCCACAAUGUGUAAACCCACAAUGAUAAAGAGAACAAGGCAGCAGAUAAGAGAUUCUGACACAUCUUUGGAAACUAGCAGGUUACUAAAGGAGUUCGCGCCGGGAGGUGUGGGCCUGAGAUGUGCAGGAAG
Molecule: messenger RNA, 1583 nt
Organism: Suricata suricatta (meerkat)
Lineage: Eukaryota; Metazoa; Chordata; Mammalia; Carnivora; Herpestidae
Gene: GSDMB
Product: gasdermin B
Biological process (GO): pyroptotic inflammatory response; defense response to bacterium
Molecular function (GO): phosphatidylinositol-4-phosphate binding; phosphatidylserine binding; phosphatidylinositol-4,5-bisphosphate binding
Source: RefSeq, a predicted model, not a curated record